GAUGACCACCACCAACCCCAAGAACGUGCAGGACUUCAUCUCGGCGGUGCAGACGCUGCUGCAACACAUGCAGGACAAGUUCCAGAUCCUGUCGGAGCAGAUCACCGGGAAGAUCAACGACAUGAGCAGCCGCGUCGACGACUUGGAGAGGAACAUCGCCGACCUCAUGAGCCAGGCCGGCGUGGAGGAGCAGGAAGGCGAGGGCCAGGCCUCCACGCACAAGGGCUGA
Messenger RNA from Perognathus longimembris pacificus (Pacific pocket mouse), 229 nucleotides. Its product is annotated as heat shock factor-binding protein 1-like. NCBI's taxonomy places the organism in Eukaryota, Metazoa, Chordata, Mammalia, Rodentia, Heteromyidae. Gene Ontology annotation, cellular component: cytosol; nucleus. The coding region runs from base 2 to 229 and encodes 75 amino acids. Gene Ontology annotation, biological process: cellular heat acclimation. The record is from RefSeq and is a predicted model, not a curated record. Gene Ontology annotation, molecular function: transcription corepressor activity. The transcript has a single exon.